This is a messenger RNA of Electrophorus electricus (electric eel), 5703 nucleotides long. It is a transcript of the gene fbrsl1, whose product is annotated as fibrosin-like 1. The record is from RefSeq and is a predicted model, not a curated record. Lineage: Eukaryota; Metazoa; Chordata; Actinopteri; Gymnotiformes; Gymnotidae.
GGGAGGUUUUAAUCACCCCUGUCUCUUUAACACGACUUACCAAAGCUGUGCAUAUUCUGGAAAAGAGCGCAGAGCACGCACGCUGUUGGGGAACUUGAAUCCGGGAACUUUGUGUAGACGCGGCCGCCGAGGUCUCCGCGCCGCGCGUGUAGAUGCGUGGCGCACCAGUGCAUCGCGCGCGGAAAAGGGCGAAGGCUCGUGUUGGGAAUACGCCGUUUCGGGCUCGCGGGAGACCCCGUCUCUCCUGCGUUCUCCGCUCGGAGUGGGUUCAUGGUGGCGCGAGUCCGUGCAGUACGAGAUGCUUAUCUGCUGAAACUUGCCGAUACUGUCGGUAUUAUUCACGAGCGCAUUUUUGUCGAUUCAUUUGACAAGCUCGCGCUGUCAAGGCGGAGAUUUCCCAGAUCUCCUCCGUGUUUUUGGGGUUUUGUUUUUAUGACAGCGGGUCAUGGUUUGGGUGGCGGAAGCCCACGGCCAGCGCCACGAUCCCACCGCGACGUCUGCACCGUGCACACGGUAAUGUUGUGCUAUUCCGUUGCAACAAAGUUGGAAAGCGCGUGGAAUGCACACUAUUGUAACUAAUAUCCGUUUUCCACCUGCCUAGACGACGGGGACGUCGGUACCGUCGCACCGGAUUUCCACGUACGUGUGGCUUUGGAUCACGGCGCAGUCUGCAUGGAUCCGUUAAAUGUGUUUGUUUGUGACACUACGGCUCUUUACAUCCAAGGUCACACCGUAGAUGAUUAACGAAUCACCGGCAGCCGUGUGCGCCGCUGCGUGCAUGGGUGUGUUGUGUCGAUCACAAACGUCCGUCGCUCGUCCGUGACCGAGUGUGAUUAUUUUUGUUUUUUUUGGGAAGCAUCGCACCGAUUCUAAAAUGGAAGGAAAAGUGAAGCAGACCCGAAGAUCCCGUUCGCAGCGAGCGCGAGUGCGGAGACGGGAGGCGGGCGCGAGGGAUGCCCGCGACCACAGCCCCUCGUCGGGCUCGGAACGGGAGCGAAGUCCCGGGCAGGAUCGCGCGAGCCAGAACGGAAAAAGAGCUCCGCACUCCUCAUCCUCUCCGCGAGCCUCGCGACCUCCCCGGCGGAAGCGGCGCGAGUCCGGCUCCCAGGAGGAAGACCUCAUUGACGGCUUCGCCAUCGCGAGCUUCGCCAGUUUGGAGCGUCUCGAGAAUGGCUCUCUGAAGCUGACUGGGAAGAAGGAGAGGUGGCAGACAGCUGCUGUGCACUGCCAGGUGGAGGAGCGCGUGAGCCUGCAGCAGGAGGCCGACAGCUUCAGCGAGCUGUCAGUCAGCAUGGCGCGCACGCAGGAGCAGGUCAAAGAGCGUCUGCUGAAGAAAACCUACUCCAAGAAAACCAAACGGUUCAAGACCCUCCUGGGUGCAGUGGGGAGGCCGGAAUCAGAGCAGAAUGUUCCGGACCUGAACUGUACCGCCCAGCGGGGAGGCUCCAAGGACCGCCUCAGUGAGAGCUCCACGCACUCUCUGUCAGGACGUGGUUACUCGUGUGACAGCGAGAGUGACAUUGAUGACAAGACUUCAGAUGUUGGAUCAGAGAAGCUCUUCUUGCCCACGGCAUCCAAAGGUGUGACGUCGAAUGAGAGUCUCGACUCAAAGCUCUGCACUCCUGCUAAAGUCUCUGGUCUCCAGCGCAGUCAGGAACAGAGUAACAGUGUUUCCUUCGCCCUACCCAUCCCGAGCCCCACCCCUGCAUCGGCCCCUACGGGGUCUCCUGCCCCUGCUGCCACGGCAGCCCCCCCCCCCAGGCCACGCCCCAACUCUCCAACCCCACUCAGCAUCAAGAAGGAAGCUGCACCCCCUAACCCCACCCCUCCCCUCCUAAGGAACCCAUCACAUCCACAGGAGCGCAGAGUCCCGCCCCCGAGCCACCACAGUCGACCAAUCAUCAGUCAUCAUCAUCCAUUGCCAUACAGCCUUCACGACAUCAGCAAUAGCCCCGCCUCCCUCCCGCCCAAGCACCGCCUCCCCCCCUCCCCCCACCACCUCAGUGGCCUGCCCUCGCCAGGUCCCGCCCUCCCUCUGUCCGUGGCUGGGCUCUCCUCUCCUCACUGCUCCCUGCGUCCCCUGUCUCACCCUUCACGCCACCCGGCCAUGUUCGCCACCCCUGCCACGCUGCCCCCCCCUGCCACGCUGCCUCCCAACAGCCUGGUGGUACCAGGACACCCAGCUGCUACGCCCUACCCAGAGCAUGACCUUCUCCGGCAGGAGCUGAACAACCGGUUCCUGGUUCAGAGUUCGGAGCGAGGUCGGGGGUCGGCGCCGGGGGCGACCGGCUCGCCGAUGGCUCCCAUGUCCCUGCUGAGGGCAGAGUUUCACCAACACCAGCACACGCACCAGCACACGCACCAGCACACCUUCACGCCUUUCCCCGCAGGCCUGCCCCCGGGCAGCCUGAUUGGUCCGUCCCCGGCACCGCCCCUGGUGCGUACCGCAGCCAGAAAUUUCGACAAGUACACCCCAAAGCUGGACAAUCCUUUCUUACGACAGUCGAGUUUCUUCUCGUCGUACCCGGCGGCUGUGCCCGGCUUAUCCCCACUGCUGCCGCACCCCGGACCCUUCAGCUCACUGCAGGGAGCCUUCCAGCCAAAGGCAUCAAACCCCAUUGAUGUAGCAACAAGACCAGGAGCAGCACAUCACACACACAGCACACUCCUGCAAAAAGACCCACGCGUGCCAGACCCAUUCAGGACGUCAGUGAGAAAGCCCGGAAAAUGGUGUGCCGUGCAUGUCCAAAUCGCCUGGCAGAUCUACCACCAUCAGCAGAAGAUGAAGCAGAUGCAGAUGGACCCUCAUAAACUGGACAUGAAUGGUAAACUGGACCUGUUCAGUAGGCCGCCAGCACCGGGAGUGUUUCCUGGGUUCCCCUACCCCCACGACCUGGCCCGGCCCCUCUUCUCAUCCACAGGAUCUGGUCAUCCAGCUGCCUCACCCUAUGGCCCCGCCCCUCAUCACAGUGGCUUCCUGCCAGCUCCUCAUUUGGCAGAUGCUUUCAGUCGCUCCAGUUCCUUUGGCGGCCUCACCAACCUCUCAGCCAGUGCCUUCGGCGGAUUAGGGAACCCCGCCCUCGGUGCCGGCACUGUGUUCGGACCCAAAGAGGGCCCAGCUCUGCCCGGCUUUGGCAGUCCACACCACGACACGUGGAACCGGCUGCACCGCACACCUCCAUCCUUCCCCACCCCCCCCCAGUGGCCCAAGACAGCCGAGGGCGAGCGGAGCGGCUCGGCUAACGGGCACGAGCGGGACCGGGAGAAGCGAGACGCAUCUGUCGGGAAGGAGGAGAAAGACAAAGACAGGGAUUCUCUGGAUCGGAAUCGUCACUCCAGUCGCUCCUCCCCUGCCUCCGCCCCUGUCAGCUACCAGAUCAGCAGUCUGAUUCGCUCCAGCAGCCAGAGUUCCGCCGACCUGGGCCGUAACCAUGGCAGCGGAGACCGCGCUCGCUCGGAGCCUGACAAGGACUUCCUGGAGCGUCAGCGAGAGGUCGGUGUGAUGGCGGACGUGAAGGUGAAGGAAAGUCGCUCCCCGGGGAAGGAGUGCAGUGAGCGCGGCACCUCCUCCGUGGACUCCUGCAAGCCGGCUCACCGUUCGCCCUCACCCUACUCCAAAACGCUCCUCUCCGAGACGAGCAUCAAGAAAGGUGCCGUACUGCCCCUGCAGCAGAUGAAGGAUGGAGACCGGGACAGGAAGGACACCUCCUCGGGAGACAUGGUCCACAAGGUGAAGAACAACAUGAAGAUCAAGGAGGAGCGUAAGGAGGAGCAGGAAGUCAUGGUGGUGGGCUCGGAGCCCGCCCCUCAGCUGCAGGUCCCACCCCUCCCGCAUCAUGCUCCGCCCACGACCCAUCAGCACGUGCCCGUAGCACAGCAGCCCCCGCCCCCGUCGCCAACGGCAACGCCCCUGCACGCCGUGCCCAUCCCCCACUCGCUGCCCUUUUCCCAUUUUCCCGCCGUGCACCAGAUGGGCAGUCUGAACACGCUGGACCGCGUCCGCGCGGCGCCCUUCAUGGGCGUCGGCCCGCUGGCGUCCGGCCGAGACCGCCUCCCCCAUCCUGCCUUCUCCUGGGACCCCCUGCGCGAGGCCUACCGGAAUCUGGACCUGCAGCGCCGGAUGGACUUCCAGCUGCGCUCUGAGCCGGGACACCGCUUCCCGGGGCUCUACGACCCGGAGCGGGUGUACCGUGAGCGGGAGCCCCACGAGUAUUCGCACCAGGAACACCUGCUGGAGGCACGGCGGGAACAGGAGCGGCUGCGGCAGCAGGCGGAGGAGAGAGAGCGCCUCCAUCUACGCGAGGAGCUGGACCGGGCGCGCCUACACCAGCUCCACCAGUCCCCCAUGGAGGGGCAUUUGCCCCACAUGCCGCCUUUCAUGUCCCACCUGGGCGGGAUGCCCUACCCGAGGCUCAGCCCGUCGGCAGGGCAGAGCGGCCUCCUGAACCGGACUCCGCCCACCUCCACGCUGAGUGCCCCUCCACCCCUGGUGCCUGCCGGUCCUGCCAGACCCACGUCACCAAGGCGGACUACGCCCAUCACCACCCAGGACCCCCGGGAAUAUUCACCCUCACGCAACCCCAAAGAGGUGGAGGCCCGGUAACGACAUCAUCUCCACCCACCUUUGUGAUCCUCCACCCACCCCCGACCUCCUGGACUGGGAGAGACAACAUGCACUUAUUUUCCCAGAGAAUAAACAAGAAACUGAAAUGUAGAAUUUGUACAAAAGAGUUUGUACUUUGGCAAAAGCACAUGGUUCCUAUUUUAUUUUAUAUCGACGUGGAAAAGAGCGAGAAAAAUGUCCAGCAAAUACGAAACGCUCACAACCCACACGAAAUUUGCUAUUAAUAUAUUAAUCCAGUACCUUCUGAUUUUUUUUGUUUGUUUGUUUUUGUGUGACAAGUGAGAUUCUGAAAUGGGUUUGUACUUUUCCUAUUGCGUUCCCACGUAUACGUUUUAUUUUUUAGGGUGUUUGAGUUGCGUUGGUCACAUAUGCCCUGUAUUUAUCCCGGUUUACUUCUGAACAUGUUGUUAAUGUUCACUGAAUAAACUGGACGGCUGUUACUGUUCUGACGGUGUGUUUGCUCUAUGGUACCUGGACAUAGUGCUGACCGUGUACAACGUUACAUUACCAGUUUUCUGUUUGCUUCUUUUGCCUUUGAGAUAUGCAGACAAAUAUGUAUUACAAUAUUCCUGUUUGGUUUAUGUAAGUUAUUGUAAAUAUCUUGUUGAUAUUACUUGGAACAGAAAUUACAUUGUAAAUUUAUUAGACUUUUUAAAUGUUUCUAGAAUAAAGUGGAAUCAGUCCCGUGGUUGAAAACCAUGGCAACCGAUCUGUCCAGUCAGAGGGCUUGUUUUUAAAAAGGGGCGUGGUCACAAGCAGAUCGUCUGCCAUCUAUGCAAAGAGGAAAUGGAAGGCUCUGAUUGGACGAUUACUUAAAUGGAAUAUUGAAAUGUGUUGUGUAGAGGGGGAACCUGGGUGGUUGUCGAACAGAAACCUUCCCUGUGAACUGUCCCAGUCCUGAGACAGAGAGAGGGACCUGCUGGUGAGAGACUGUCUCCGUCAACCUUGUGAUGUUGUGUAGUUGUUUUUCUUAGACCCUUGUAUACAAAACAAGUAGAGUUUUAGGCGUGAAAAAAAAUGAAAAUGAAACAUUCAUGGUUUAAAAAUGUACGGAAUAAAGGUUGGACCUUAUAUCUGCA